UCUGGGUUUGUUUUGGAGACAGAUCGAGCAGGCUGACGAUAGCAGAUCUAACGUAAUUAGCUUGCAUGCUAUCGUCCGUGGAAACGAGAAUAAGCGCUGAUCUGGCUACUUUAUCUAAACGUUGGUUGACUAACAGCACAACGGGCAUAUAUUCCAUUUACAGGUCGUGUGGAUCAGUUAAAUGAAAGCAGGAUCAUCAUGUCAUUUAGAGAUUUAAGGAAUUUCACAGAAAUGAUGCGGGCCCUGGGAUAUCCUCGACUGAUAUCCAUGGAAAAUUUCAGAUCGCCUAACUUUACCCUGGUGGCUGAGAUCCUGAUCUGGUUGGUGAAAAGAUAUGAGCCGCAGAUGGAUAUUCCCAGUGAUGUCGAUUCAGAGUCUGACCGGGUUUUCUUCAUUAAAGCCGUUGCUCAGUUCAUGGCUACGAAAGCUCACAUCAAGCUGAACACCAAGCGGCUGUACCAGGCAGAUGGCUACGCAGUGAAGGAGAUGCUGAAGAUAACCUCUGUGUUGUACAGUGCCAUGAAGACCAAGGAAAUGGCCUCAGGGGACAAGGUUGAGGAGGACAGCAGCAAGUUCAAGUUUGACCUCGGAUCUAAGAUUGCUGACUUGAAAGCAGCAAGACAGCUGGCAUCAGAGAUCACAUCUAAAGGAGCCACGUUAUAUGACCUGCUGGGGAAGGAGGUGGACCUGAGGGAAAUGAGGACCGCUGCAAUCGCAAGACCCCUGGAGAUCAAUGAGACGGAGAAGGCUUUGAGAGCGGCCAUAAAGGAUGUCCUGGAAAAUGUCCAGAGGACGAACGAUAUGUUGAACAAUGUGUCAUUGGAUGAAUCCAGCCUGGAGGCGAAGAUUGAGAAAAAGAAGCAGGAGCUGGAGAGAAACCAGAAGCGCCUGCAGACACUGCAGAGUGUGCGCCCCGCGUUCAUGGACGAGUACGAGAAGAUAGAGGAGGACCUGCAGAGGCAGUAUGAGAUUUAUGUGGAGAAGUUCCGCAACCUGAGCUUCCUUGAGCAGCAGCUGGAGGACUACCACCGUCUGGAGCAGGAGAGGUUUGAGGAGGCAGAGAACAGCCUUAGAAUGAUGCAGCACAAGCUGAGGGAGGAGGAGAGGUCUCUGGUGAAGAACGGAGUGAAAGAUGAAGAUUCGGACAUGGACAUCCCGGAGGACGAGGGCUCAGACAGUGACAUAGAGGAACACAGGCCCUCUAAACCUCGCCCAGGCAGAAACCCCAUGCCAGGAAGAGCUGGAGCCCGGUUUGUGGGUACAAUGCAUGGAGGAGACAGUGAAGAGGAGGAUUCCGAGGACAGCGAAAUAGACGUGGAUGAGGAUGAUGAGGAUGAGGACGGGGAGGAGGAAGAGAACGAGGAUUUGGAGGAUGACAAUGACAGUCUGGAGGUGCCAGUGCCCAAGCCCUCCCGGCCACCCCGUGCAGGCCACCGCCCCGAACUACUGGAAGAGAGUGACAAUGACUUCUGAGACAUGGCUACUUUAUGCUCAGCAAGAAGCACAUGCACACAAACACUACAUACUCCAUUACAGUCAUUUAAGAACCUUCCAGUCAACACAAACAUGCAGGUGUAUGCUCCCUGUUGGACCAUAAUAAACUUGCAUAAAUACGAUAACAUAAAUUGAAGCACAUUAUGUGAACAUGCCUGCAUAUGUGAAGGUUUACAGUUCUUUCAUGUUGUGUGGCUGUAGAGUACGGCUUAUCAAGGGGUCACGAGUAUGUGCAUAUGGCAGUGGACCAAAUAUGGUAGUGACAAAAAUUGUCAUGAAAAUCUAAAAGUUAAAUUUGGUGGUCUCGUCAGCCUCUUACAUGCAGCCAGUAUUGUCAGUAUAAAUGAAAAGACGCUGGGGGAAGAGUGAGUUUGGUUAUACGAUUGCCUUACUGUUUGUGUGUUUCAGAGUAUGUUAUGGUGACCUAAAGCCUGCAUUUUGUAGUCAGGAAAUAGCCUCUAGAUGCUAUUUGUGUAGUGUUGGUUGUU
Messenger RNA from Anguilla anguilla (European eel), 1982 nucleotides. It is a transcript of the gene ift38, whose product is annotated as clusterin associated protein 1. The coding region runs from base 199 to 1473 and encodes 424 amino acids. The transcript is spliced from 13 exons. Gene Ontology annotation, cellular component: cilium; intraciliary transport particle B; centrosome. Gene Ontology annotation, biological process: cilium assembly. Lineage: Eukaryota; Metazoa; Chordata; Actinopteri; Anguilliformes; Anguillidae. The record is from RefSeq and is a predicted model, not a curated record.